Aspergillus costaricaensis CBS 115574 is the source of this 1035-nucleotide messenger RNA. RefSeq lists its product as uncharacterized. Lineage: Eukaryota; Fungi; Ascomycota; Eurotiomycetes; Eurotiales; Aspergillaceae. The record is from RefSeq and is a predicted model, not a curated record. The transcript has a single exon. Bases 176 to 1033 code for a protein of 285 amino acids.
GUGUGACCCCUGCAGACUAAACACGAGCCCAUGAACCUUUGCUCAGGAACUAACAUGAAACGAUUUAUUUCAGCUGGCUCAUAAGCUGUUGUACUAUCUCGGUUCCUGUCUCUUCAGACCGUCCGCAUCCAAACACCCCAGGAAUCCCUACAUAGAUUAGACCCGGCGCCGGAAGAUGGAACGGCAACUACCGACGCGUGGGGUACGCGUUUAUGAUUCUCAGAUAACACCAGAACGCCAUGGAGUGAAGCGUGAAUAUGAAGAUCCGGUUACGCCUUUUGCGGACGGUACACAAGUAAGCGAGGGUUUCAGAUUCCUACCUGUGCCUACCGAGACGGAUGAUCUUCAAACGACUUGCACGAAGCUUGAAGAGCUAGCUAAAAUAGUCGAGCAAGGAAACAGUCUCGCACUAUUCACGGGACUACAACUAGCAACAUACCCAUCGAAAAGCGACCCGGAGAGUGUGGCCAUGAGCCAGCUGACAUCGGAAGAGCUGUGGAUGUAUGAGACUUGGAAGGAAAUGAAGACGAGACAAGACACCAAGUCUAAGAACGGUGACCGUUCCUGCAACGAAGGGGAUAGCAAUGGUAUGAAGCUCCCGUACUUCGACUGGGAGCAGAACGUGGCGCCGGUGCCCCAGGGAGCUCAUAGUCUCAAGAGGUUUACGCAGCGGGCGGCGGCCAUGGACGUGGUCUUUGGCCAUCGAGGCGCUACACCUGAAAAUGCUUCCUGGCUUACGUCGCACAUGAUAUUUAUGUUACCCCUCGUAAAAGCUGUCACCAAGGUCACCAACAUCACAAAGAACCUUAAGAACAGUCAUCAGUCGCGCCAGACGCGUGGGUUGACAGACAUGGAGGUGGCCGAGGUUGAAACGGCACGCAAAUUGGUGUCUAUUGCGAACAAGAAUCGGGCUCGAGAAAUGGAAAAGAUUCGCCGGUUGAUGAAAACGAUCGAGGGAUAUGCGUCAAUACUCAGAGAGCGCGCUGAAGCACUGGAGAGACUGAGGCACACCUCGACUAUGCAGCGUCGAUGAAG